Messenger RNA from Stylophora pistillata, 1380 nucleotides. Its product is annotated as serotransferrin. Gene Ontology annotation, biological process: iron ion transport. Gene Ontology annotation, cellular component: extracellular region; recycling endosome; plasma membrane. NCBI's taxonomy places the organism in Eukaryota, Metazoa, Cnidaria, Anthozoa, Scleractinia, Pocilloporidae. The record is from RefSeq and is a predicted model, not a curated record.
AUUUUUAGCCCUACAGAUCAAUGAGUCAGUUCGAGGCGGUGUCAAAGUGCUUCAUCUGUUUAAACAAAAAUGGAGAAGAUUCUAUUCGUUUGGUUGCUCUUGAGCACUAUCCAAUGUGCACUUUCAGCAGAAAUUAGUUUUCGAUGGUGCGCAUUACCUAAGGAAAAAGCCAAGUGCGAUGACUUUAUGAAACACGUAAAUGCGACUGCUCAAAACAUGACAUUGACCGUGAAAGCCAGUUGUGUCGAUGGAACUGACGCUGACGAUUGCAUGGAAAAGAUCAACAAAGGCGUGGCUGAUCUGGUGACUUUGGAUGGUGGAAACACUUACUCAGCAGGUGAAAAAUAUGACUUCAGGGUCAUUGUCUCUGAGCAGUAUGGCGAGUACGAUGUGAAAUACUACGCUGUUGCCAUUGUGAAAAAGGCAAACACAGGCUUCGACUUGAAGACUCUUAAAGGAAAGAAGUCUUGCCACACUCAAGCUGAUAAGAAUGCAGGUUGGAAAAUUUCCGUGGGAUUUUUGUUACGCUCAGGGAUUAUGGACCCCGUGGAUUGUGCGAACCCUUACAAGUCAUACUUGUCAGCUUCAAAGUUCUUCAGUGAGAGCUGUGUCCCACGUACCAAAUGUAAAGUAAGUGCAGACGUCUACCAGAAGGUCCAAAACCUCUGCAGUCUGUGUGACGGUCCUGAAGAUGACAAGUGCACUGUAAGCUCUUCCGACUACCAUAAAGAGGCCUUCAAAUGCAUGAAGGAUGGCAAGGGUGACGUGGCUUUUGUGAAAAUCGAGAUGGACUCACCAAAGCCUUUCUAUGAUGAGGCUAACAAGACCGCAUACCAGUACUUGUGCGCGAAUGGAGGGAGAAUGGAAAUUGGACACCAAAAAGAAUGCAAUCUCGGCGCAAGUCCUGCACAUGCAGUGGUUACGAGGAAGGAAAACUCUGACAUCGAAGACAUCAUCAAAAUAUUAACGGCCAUGAGUGACAAGUACGGCAGGAAACAGACCAACUGGAAUGAUUUCCAGCUCUUCAACUCCACGAAAUAUGACGGCGGGAAAAAUUUGAUCUUUAAAGAUGCAACCACAGCACUCAAAGGUAUAGCGACGGAUGAUCAGAGCUAUAUGGGUUACCUUGGAGACGUAUAUGGCAAAGAUGUGAAGGCGCUGACAUCCUGCGAUCACCUGAGCUCUACAUCUACUAUGAUUUCGCCCGUCACCGCGUUUUUGCUGAUUACAGCUGUGCUGAACGCUCUGCUAAUGUAGGAACUGAAGGGGAACGAGCGUGAUAACCGUCAUAGUUAGCUCUGAGGUUAGAUUUUGAAAGCAAGUUUCAUGUGAGCCGUUCAUGGAAACCGUUGUUCCCAAUAAAUAAUCGUUUUUCUCUGA